Trichoderma atroviride IMI 206040 is the source of this 369-nucleotide messenger RNA. NCBI's taxonomy places the organism in Eukaryota, Fungi, Ascomycota, Sordariomycetes, Hypocreales, Hypocreaceae. The record is from RefSeq and is a predicted model, not a curated record.
AGGGCUCACAUAAUACGUGAUCUGCGGCCUUAUGUUUGUACUUAUGAGCAAUGCCUCAACUCUGAGCAGCUGUAUGAUACACGUGAAGACUGGAACCAGCAUGAGAUGUCUACGCACCAAAGAAUAUACCGCUGUUUCGAGCAUGAGGAAGAAACAUUUACCACGUUAGCGGCAUAUGAAGAACAUGUUGAAGAUCAUCACGAACAAAACGCAGUCUCUUCGAAAUUUGCGACGUCAACUAUGCGGGGUGUCCAUCGAAGCUGUCCUGUUUGUUCGAUAGUACUGGGUUCUAUACAAAAACUACAAAGCCAUAUCGCCCUUCAUCUUGAGCGCUUCGCUAUGUUUUCAUUGCCGCGACAUACAGAUAAU